AGAUACAUACCUCCGAGCAUACGUAAUCAGGAAGAGACUUCAAGCUGGUGGAAAAACUUGGAUUCUGCCACAGACAUAAUAAAGAAGCGUUUAUUUGAGAAGAGAGCUCUCAUGAUCUCUUGUGUGUCAUUACCGGAGCCGAAACGAUGCAAAUUCUUUCGCGUAGUCGUGAAAUGUCAACCGCCGCCUACGGAAUCUUCCAUGGAUUACAUUCUCAAUCAGAUAAAAGAAGCCGGAGCUGACUUGUUUUGCGGAAAGGCAAAGUGCAAGAACCAACUCGGGCGUAACGGGGAGAUGAACUCUGUGCAUAAUUGGCACGCACGAACUCCGCAGCCGCGCAAUGGAAUCGUCGAGGUUCACGUACGUACAACGUGUUUUCAAUGACGGUAACAAAGAGCGAUUCGCUAGUGGUAAAGUUGAAAUGGAAGGGGCCCAACAAGCGGGCCGAUGGAUCUGUCGGUUGGUCGGUUAGUGUACUCUUCGCCAUGGCUGCAUCAAGUACCAACGAUAUCAUUGAACUGUUGGAGACGUUUUUAAAAAUACUUAAGGAGGAGCAUGUGUUAGAUCGGUCUGACGAUCAACCUGUGGUACGAUACCUUUUUCCUGCACAAUUGGCGCAACUCAUGCCAUUUUCUCUGGACGACAAUCCAGCGAGUAGCAACGAACUAGAAACACUGAUACGACAGACUAUACAAUUCUCCGUGAAAACGUCCAGUCCGCAUUUUCAUAAUCAACUUUACGCUGGAAUUGACGAGUAUGGAUUAAUUGGCUCCUGGUUGACGGAAGCGUUAAACACCAGCCAAUAUACCUAUGAAGUCGCGCCGGUAUUUACUCUCAUAGAGCGAGAAGUGAUACAAAAAUCACUGAAGCUGUUCGGCUAUCCAUCGAUGCCAAAUGCCGACGGUAUAAUGUGCCCAGGAGGUAGCAUAUCAAAUAUGUACGGAAUGUUAUUGGCCAGGCACAAGGUGGUACCGUAUGUCAAAGAGACAGGGCUCUUUUCGUUGUCAGCACCUCUAGCGUGUUUUACUAGCGAAGACAGCCAUUAUUCAAUUUUGAAAAGUGCCAAUUGGUUGGGCGUGGGCACUGCUCAUGUUUAUAAGGUAAAAACGGACGAGUUUGGUCGCAUGAAGGUGUCUGAGCUAAAGAGACUUAUAACUGAAGUGAAGAAGGAUAAAAAAGAAAUACCGUUCUUCGUGAAUGCCACCGCCGGAACCACGGUGCUCGGUGCGAUCGAUCCGUUACCGGAAAUCGCUAGGGUAUGCCAGAGCGAGUCACUCUGGCUGCACGUAGACGCUUGUCUCGGUGGGACCCUAAUGUUCUCGGAUACGUACCAGUACAGGCUGCGGGGCAUUAAUUUAUCGGACUCGAUAUCCUGGAAUCCGCACAAGAUGCUCGGCGCGCCGUUGCAGUGCUCUUUAUUCCUGGUCAAAGGUAAAAACGUGCUGCACGAGGCGAAUUCCGCCCGGGCCAAGUAUCUUUUCCAGCAGGACAAAUUUUACGACGUUAGCUGGGACACAGGUGACAAAAGCGUGCAAUGCGGCAGAAAGGUCGACGCAAUGAAAUUUUGGUUGAUGUGGAAAGCCCGCGGCAAGAUCGGCUUUUCGCAACUGGUGGACGAUGCGAUGUUCUACACGAGAUAUUUCCUCGAUCGAAUUAACAAGAUCGAAGGCUUCCGGCUGGUGCAAUCUGAUUAUCAAUGCUGCAACAUCUGCUUUUGGUAUAUACCAAAAGUAAUGCGCAAUCAGAAGGAAACGAAAGAUUGGUGGAAGAGACUGUACGCUGUCACGGCCGAGAUAAAGAAGCGUUUGAUGCUGGAGGGGAAUCUCAUGAUUAGUUACAUGCCGUUACCGCAGAAGAAUCUUGGCAACUUCUUUCGCAUGGUUGUAAACUGCCAACCGCCACCCACGGAAUCGUCCAUGAAUCACGUUAUCAAGCAGAUAGAAAAAUACGCUGAUAUAAAAUUCGCCGAUCUCUAGGAAGGAGGCUUGAUCUUCACGAGCUAUAUGCGUAUGAUGACGUCGAAGAUGCGUUCUUAUCGCGAAGAUUGGUAUUACAAGUACUUACGGAGUCGUAAAAAAAAAAGAAUCAUGUCUUUAUUACAAACAAGUGCGCGGGAUAAAUGCAUCGGGUACAGUAUUCAUUACUCGCGUACACGUACAUGUGACCUCGAUAAUGAUAAUUUAUCUGAUGCUCGGCAUAACAUCAAACGUUGUUACAUCAUAAAUUUCGCGACCUCACAUAUCAUUAUCUCGCAUUCUUCCCAUGACGGAUUACGCCAACUCGCGGGAAGCAAUUAACACGAUUAAACUCUUAAGUUUCUGGAAGACACCGGAGAGAUUCUUCCAAGUUUCAAUCCAAUUUAAUUCCCUCCUUGGCUCCGACAAGGCGAAAGAUAAAUUAUUUUAACGAUCGCAUGUAUAAAUGUAAUUCGCGGGCGCGACUCAAUGUGAGCCAAUAUACAUAAAUGCAAUUGUCGCGCGACGUGUGUUCAUCUCUUACAUAACAUACGCAUUCACUUCAUUCAUAAAACUGCAUUUAAGAAUAUGCACUUUUUAUGUACACAACUCCGUAUCAUGGCACUACGUUACUCAAUAUAAAAUUCGAUAUUUCUCCUGAAUAAAAACAAAAAUGACAAAACUA
Molecule: messenger RNA, 2640 nt
Organism: Wasmannia auropunctata (little fire ant)
Lineage: Eukaryota; Metazoa; Arthropoda; Insecta; Hymenoptera; Formicidae
Product: cysteine sulfinic acid decarboxylase
Exons: 9
Coding region: 381-1976 (531 amino acids)
Biological process (GO): carboxylic acid metabolic process
Cellular component (GO): cytoplasm
Molecular function (GO): carboxy-lyase activity; pyridoxal phosphate binding
Source: RefSeq, a predicted model, not a curated record